Molecule: messenger RNA, 567 nt
Organism: Daucus carota subsp. sativus
Lineage: Eukaryota; Viridiplantae; Streptophyta; Magnoliopsida; Apiales; Apiaceae
Product: ethylene-responsive transcription factor RAP2-1-like
Exons: 2
Coding region: 1-567 (188 amino acids)
Biological process (GO): regulation of DNA-templated transcription
Molecular function (GO): DNA-binding transcription factor activity; DNA binding
Source: RefSeq, a predicted model, not a curated record
AUGGGCAUUAAUCCCGACCCGCCCGAUCCCGACCCGAUCCCCGCACCGAAUGGUGCAGGGAUUCGGAGAUUUUUCGGGGAUGGUUCUAGAAACUCAGAAAGAAAGUAUAGAGGUGUGCAGAGAGUAUCUUCAGGCAGGUGGAGUGCCAAAAUUGAAAAGAAAGGAAGGAAAAGAAUUCACCUCGGUACCUAUGAUUCAGAUGUUCAGGCAGCCCUAUCAUAUGAUAGGAUGGCUAGGAGAUUACAUGGUGACCGUGCUAAACUUAACUUUCCUGACGCACAGCCUGUUAGAGGUUUGGCAAGUGGAUCUGCUUUAGCAAAUAUACCUGGUGAACAACAUAUGCUGGAGGUUGGUAUUGAAGUACAAACUAGAGGAAGUCAAAUUGGAAGUUCUGUAUCAACUUCAACAAUCCUUGAUGAAACCUCUCAUCCUUCUCAAGUUAGGUUGCCAUUCGAAAUUUCAGAUUCUACACUCUUGGAUGCAAACACUGAUGCGAAACCACAGGAAAAUGUGCCCCUAAACGACUUCGGUGUUACUGAAGAAUUUUUUGAGAAGUUGUGGAGUUAA